AGUUACUGACAAACUAACAUACAAGUGAAGCUAAUAUAAUAAAAUAAAGCGUGUAAUAAUACUUGACCAGUAAAGUAAACUCCCACGGUAGUAAUGUUGAUACAAUAAAUGUAUAAAUGCGUUUUUUUCCACCCCUCUCAUUCUUGCGGCUGAUUCAUUGACUCCGGCAAACUCACACACAACACACAAGCAUCACCAUCACCAGUUCAGCAAACGCAGAGUUUAGUUCCAGCGAGUGUGCGCGUCUCCGUCAAUAGCCGCAGUAUCUUCUAUCAAACUGUGCGACACGGAUGCUCUGGAGCACCUUUCAAGACUAGAUUCUCAAUUGAGACACUACUUCGAUCACUACAGCUGUUUGUUAACAACAUAUGCUACUUUCAUUGAUUAUCAGUCGCUAUUAUUAUCACUACUGUUAUUGAUUUUUUUUAUUUAUAUUUCAAAUUAUAAGUGGUCAGUUUUUUGAGACUCUUUUUAUUUUAAUUGUGCAUUUUUUGUGUUUGGAUUUUUUUUUCCUGGGAGAGAUUUGUGUCAAGACAACGUGCGAUUGAUUGUGUCGAGAGUGCAUGCUCACUUGCAUUAACAGUGGUUCUCAAGAGUGUUUUAUAAAUUAUUAAGUACUUUAUUUAAAAGUUUUCAAGCAAUUGACUAGACAACACUGCUUAUAGUUAUCAGCUGAUAAGUUUGAAUAAUGGAGAGCCUGGUGUUAAAUGGAGCUAGCAAGACCAAUGGAGAUGUGGUGUAUGAGUUAGAGAAUGAAGUUGACACUGACAGCACUCAUAUUGGCAACAACGGCGAUCAGCGAGAAAAAAGCGAGAGUCCAGUUUUUGACGCAGCGGGUGGUGGAGGAAAUUUGAGGAUGCCUUCGGAGCUUCCCAAUGAAAUAUCAGCGCCGUAUGAAGUUCCGCAGUUUCCGAUCGAGCAGAUCGAGAAGAAACUAUUGAUCCAGAGACAACUUACUGUCAAAGCGGCAAAAGACCUCGAGGAGCGUCGUAGCCACUAUGAACCUUCACUGGGACCUGCAGCUGACGACAAUGACUACCCCUUUACCCUCGAAGAAAAUGACUUCGUUCCUCACUUCCAGCGCGUCUCCAUUUCCGGGGAAGACACAUCUGGAGUGCCGUUGGAGGACCUGCAAAGAGCUUCGCAGAUGCUAGUGCAAGCAUUGUACAUCCGAGAGAAGUACAUGAUAAAUUCAAACCAGACAUUUCCGUCCAUCACCUCCCGGUUCCUGAGGAACGUCGACAAGAAGCCUUUAAACAGCGCGGAGUUGUUCCAGCACGAGGACCGAAUGGCGAUAGCAGACCACCCUGUGCAUGCACCUGCCUCAAGAGGCGACCCCUGGGACUGCGAGUUUCCGCCUGCCAAGAAUUACAAGAUCAACCCCGUCAACGGAGUGUUCAACGUCUACGCUAACGAGGAGGAUCUUGCUAAUGGGAAGCCUCUGCCUUACGCUUACCCGGAUCUCGGGACCUUUGUACGUGACAUGAAUUUACUCUGCUCUAUGAUUGCCGAUGGCCCGCUUAAAUCAUUUUGCUACAGGCGAUUGAGUUAUUUGUCUUCGAAAUUUCAAUUACAUGUUCUGCUUAAUGAGUUACGGGAACUUGCUAGUCAGAAAGCUGUUCCUCAUAGAGAUUUUUAUAAUAUCAGAAAGGUGGAUACACAUAUCCACGCAGCGUCAUGUAUGAAUCAAAAACAUUUAUUACGAUUCAUAAAAAAGACACUUAAAAAUCAUGCUGAUGAAGUAGUAACAUGCUCGAAGAGCGGGGAAAUGAUGACUCUUGCCCAAGUAUUUGAGUCAAUGAAUCUCACAACUUACGAUCUUAGCGUAGAUAUGCUCGACGUUCACGCAGACAGAAAUACCUUCCACCGUUUCGACAAAUUCAACGCCAAGUACAACCCGAUCGGUGAAAGUCGUCUGCGCGAAGUGUUUCUUAAAACCGACAAUUACCUCGACGGUAAAUACUUUGCGCGGAUCAUCAAAGAAGUCGCCAGCGACCUUGAGGAGUCAAAGUAUCAGAAUGCUGAACUGAGGCUGUCUAUUUACGGUAAAAGCGCUGAUGAAUGGGACAAGCUUGCUAAUUGGGCGAUCAAAGGUGACGUCUAUUCAGACAACGUUCGCUGGCUUAUUCAGAUUCCGCGGCUCUACGAUAUAUUCAAGCUAAACAAGUUGAUGAGUAAUUUCCAAGAAAUUAUCAACAACAUCUUCUUGCCGCUGUUCGAAGUCACUAACGACCCUUCGUCUCAUCCUGACCUUCACAAGUUCCUGCAGUAUGUAAUUGGAUUCGACUCUGUUGACGAUGAGAGCAAACCUGAGAAUCCGCUUUUUGAUAAAGACGUAUCGCCUCCUGAGGAAUGGAAUGACAUUGAGAAUCCUCCCUAUGGGUACUAUCAGUACUAUACUUUUGCUAACAUGACGGUCCUUAAUCAUUUUCGAGCUGACCGAGGCCUGAACACUUUUGUCCUGCGACCUCACUGCGGUGAAGCCGGUCCAAUCCAACAUCUGGUCUGCGGAUUCAUGAUGGCAGAGAAUAUAUCACACGGUCUCUUGCUCCGCAAAGUCCCAGUGCUCCAAUAUCUGUAUUACCUGGCUCAGAUUGGGAUCGCAAUGUCACCUCUGAGCAAUAAUUCUCUAUUCUUAAACUACCACCGUAACCCUUUGCCGGAAUACCUCGCACGGGGCCUCUGCGUCAGCCUCUCCACAGACGAUCCUCUGCAAUUUCACUUCACAAAGGAACCUCUCAUGGAGGAGUACAGUAUUGCUGCACAGGUCUGGAAACUCAGUUCUUGCGACAUGUGUGAGCUUGCAAGGAACUCUGUUAUAAUGAGCGGUUUUCCUCACAAGAGCAAGCAGUACUGGCUAGGACCAAACUACACGAAGGAAGGAGUAGCUGGGAACGACAUCACGAGGACAAAUGUCCCCGAUAUCCGGGUGGCGUAUCGGUACGAGACUCUCGUCGAUGAACUUUCCAAUAUCUUUAAAGUUGUUGAAAAGCCCGACAGUUUUUAGUUCGCCUCAGUAAAUUCUCUCCCCCAACUCCCGUAGGGAAGUUUUCUUUUGGGAAUAAACUUUAGCUUUAAAGUCCCCAGGAAAUUGAAUCAUCAUUCACGUCAAACUUUAAUGUCCGAUUGUCAAUAUUCAAUUUUUAUUUCUUAAACAUAAAUAUUAAAAGCAACUAACGAACCGAUGGCCUUUUAUCUAAACAAGAAUAAAAAAUA
Cotesia glomerata is the source of this 3216-nucleotide messenger RNA. It is a transcript of the gene AMPdeam, whose product is annotated as AMP deaminase 2. Gene Ontology annotation, biological process: IMP salvage; AMP metabolic process. NCBI's taxonomy places the organism in Eukaryota, Metazoa, Arthropoda, Insecta, Hymenoptera, Braconidae. The transcript is spliced from 12 exons. Gene Ontology annotation, molecular function: AMP deaminase activity. The coding region runs from base 689 to 3007 and encodes 772 amino acids. The record is from RefSeq and is a predicted model, not a curated record. Gene Ontology annotation, cellular component: cytosol.